Lethenteron reissneri (Far Eastern brook lamprey) is the source of this 1319-nucleotide messenger RNA. RefSeq names its product gap junction gamma-1 protein-like. Gene Ontology annotation, cellular component: connexin complex. Gene Ontology annotation, molecular function: gap junction channel activity. The record is from RefSeq and is a predicted model, not a curated record. NCBI's taxonomy places the organism in Eukaryota, Metazoa, Chordata, Hyperoartia, Petromyzontiformes, Petromyzontidae. Gene Ontology annotation, biological process: cell-cell signaling.
CGGAUGUGGGGGAGGAGCCGAAGGUGAGGGGGGAGGGGCAGAAAGAUGGCGUCUUUGCCACGUGCAUCUGCUAAGGCGUCUCCUCCACUCGCUGCGUCUUCUCCCAGCUGAUCGUCUCCUGCGCUCCAGCAGAGCAGCGUCUUUGCAUCUGAGUGGCGUUCACGAUGAGCUGGGGCUACCUGACACAGCUGCUGGAGGAGGUUCACCGACACUCCACAUUCCUGAGCAAGCUGUGGAUCACCACCUUCCUCAUCUUCCGCAUCGUUCUCACGACGGUGGCCGGCGAGUCGAUCUACUACGACGAGCAAGGCCGCUUCACGUGCAAUACGGCGCAGCCCGGCUGCGAGAACGUUUGCUACGACAGCUUCGCGCCACUAUCGCACGUCCGCUUCUGGGUGUUCCAGAUCAUCGCCGUCGCCACGCCCACCAUCCUGUACCUCGGCUUCGCUGUGCAUCGCAUCACCAGGAUCGAGCUAAAGCGAGACCAACGGAACAAGCGGGCCAAGCGAGUCGACCGUGCGGUUGAAUGCACGGAGGAGGUGGAGGUGGAGGAGGAGGAGGUGGAGGAGGAGGAGGAGGUGGAUGUGGAGGAGGAGGAGGAGGAGGGUGAAGAAGAGAGCAAGCGGGAGCCUUGGCAACACAACGAGCGUUGGAGGAUCAAGUCUGACGGGCUGAUGGCGGCCUACACCCUCCAGCUGCUGGCGCGUACGUUGGCCGAGAUGGGCUUCCUGGCAGGCCAGUACCUGCUCUACGGCUUUGAGGUGGCCCCACGCUUCGAGUGCGUCCGCCACCCCUGCCCACAUCGCGUGGAUUGCUUCGUGUCUCGCCCCACGGAGAAGACCAUCUUCCUCCUGCUCAUGUACGCCAUCGCCGCCCUCAGCCUCCUGCUGGAGUUGUCCGAGAUCUGCUACCUGGGGCUGGGCGCCUUCCACGACUUGCUGAGCGGGAGCAGGUCCGCGGAGGGCAAGCAGGCGGCCCUCACGACGCUGGAGGCUUCCCGGGUGAAGGUGGCCCAGGGCAGCCAGCGCGUGUCGCCGGUGCCCCCCCUCCCCGCCCCCCCCCCGGGGUACCACUCGCUGGUGGGCGCCGCCCCGGACGGGAACGGCGCCGGGAGGCCCCCGGACAGGCCGCUGGUGACGUCGCCGCUGGUGACGCCGCUGGUGACGCCGCUGGUGACGCCGCUGGUGACGUCGCCGCUGGUGACGCCGCUGGUGACGCCGCUGGUGACGCCGCUGGUGACGUCGCUGGUGACGUCGCCACCGCCGCCCCUCGCACGAUUCAAGCGGCAGGCGGCCGCCACGCUGAGCCACGUGACGUGA